GGCUUCAGAAACUCGGAGCUGAGAAGGGCCGGGCGGCGCCGGGGCUGAGCAUCGCGGAGCCGGCUGCAGGGCCGCGGCCUCUCCGCCCGGAGCACCACCUGUCGCUGGGUGAAACGUCUGAUAAGGCUGGGCACGGUGAAAGAAAAAGAUGUUUUCCCGGUUAAGAGCAGUUGCCACUCCUUGUUCGGUGGCAUGUCGUCAUUUGCACAGGAAAGAGAAAGGCAAGCCACUCAUGUUGAAUCCAAGAACAAACAAGGGAAUGGCAUUUACAUUACAGGAACGACAAAUGCUUGGUCUUCAAGGACUUUUACCUCCUAAAAUAGAGACACAAGAUAUUCAAGCCUUGCGAUUCCAUAAAAACUUGAAAAAAAUGAAUAGUCCUUUGGAAAAGUACAUCUAUAUAAUGGGAAUACAAGAAAGAAAUGAGAAACUGUUCUAUAGAAUACUACAAGAUGAUAUUGAAAGUCUAAUGCCAAUUGUAUAUACACCAACAGUUGGUCUUGCCUGUUCCCAGUAUGGACACAUCUUUAGAAGACCCAAGGGAUUAUUUAUUUCAAUCUCAGACAGAGGUCAUGUUAGAUCAAUUGUGGAUAACUGGCCAGAAAAUCAUGUUAAGGCUGUUGUGGUGACUGAUGGAGAGAGAAUUCUUGGUCUUGGAGAUUUGGGCGUCUAUGGAAUGGGAAUUCCAGUAGGAAAACUUUGCUUGUACACAGCUUGUGCAGGAAUACGGCCUGAUCGAUGUCUGCCUGUGUGUAUUGAUGUGGGAACUGAUAAUCAAGCACUCUUAAAGGAUCCAUUUUACAUGGGCUUGUAUCAAAAAAGAGAUCGUUCACAGCUUUAUGAUGAUCUGAUUGAUGAGUUUAUGAAAGCAAUUACUGACAGAUAUGGCCGGAACACCCUUAUUCAAUUUGAAGACUUUGGAAAUCAUAAUGCAUUUAGGUUCUUGAGAAAAUAUCGAGAAAAAUAUUGUACCUUCAAUGAUGAUAUUCAAGGGACAGCUUCAGUAGCUCUAUCAGGUCUUCUCGCAGCCCAAAAAGUUAUUAAUAAACCCAUCUCAGACCACAAGAUUCUAUUUCUUGGAGCAGGAGAGGCUGCUCUUGGAAUUGCAAAUCUUAUAGUUAUGUCUAUGGUAGAAAAUGGCCUUUCAGAAGAAGAGGCACAAAAGAAAAUCUGGAUGUUUGACAAGUUUGGUUUAUUAGUCAAGGGGCGGAGUGCUAAAAUAGAUAGUAAUCAGGAACCAUUUGCUCACCCAGCUCCAGAAAGCACACCUGAUACUUUUGAAGAUGCAGUAAAUAUAAUUAAGCCUUCAACUAUAAUUGGAGUUGCAGGUGCUGGCCGGCUUUUUACUCCUGCUGUAAUCAAAGCCAUGGCCCGUAUCAAUGAAAGGCCUAUAAUAUUUGCAUUAAGUAAUCCUACAACAAAGGCUGAGUGCACACCUGAAGAAGCGUAUACACUUACAGAGGGAAGGUGUUUGUUUGCCAGUGGUAGUCCAUUUGGGCCAGUGAAACUCCAAGAUGGGCGAGUCUUUACACCAGGUCAAGGAAAUAAUGUAUAUAUUUUCCCAGGUGUGGCUUUAGCUGUUAUUCUCUGUCAAACUCGACAUAUCAGUGAUAAUGUUUUCCUAGAAGCUGCAAAGGCACUGACAAGUCAAUUGACAGAUGAAGAGUUAGCUCAGGGGAGACUUUACCCACCACUUGCUAAUAUUCAAGAAGUUUCUAUUAACAUUGCUAUUAAAGUUACAGAAUACUUAUAUGCUAAUAAAAUGGCUUUCCGAUACCCAGAGCCUGAAGACAAGACCAAGUAUAUUAAAGAAAGAAUAUGGCGAAGUGAAUAUGAUUCCUUGCUGCCCGAUAUGUAUGAAUGGCCAGAAUCUGCAUCAAGACCUCCCCAGAUAACAGAAUAGAAGCACUCACACCAAUAAAUAUUUCCCAUGCUUCAGGGAAGCCCCUUUUUUGAGAGAUGUUAUCAGAUUUAUGGUGUUUCCAUAUUUUUUUUUCUUCCCCCACUACUUUACUUGACUUAACCCAUGUAUGUCCAUGUCUGUUGGAGGUGGAUGCGUUGACUGUAUUAAGGUCCACCAAUACCCUACAAUCAACCAUAAUGCUUAAUGUCCUUAUUUGUAGCCAUACAACACCCAAGAGAUGUUUAAAAUGUGUCUAUGGAUGUCUUCACUUGUAUUUUUGGUCCUGCUUGCCAAAGUAUUUGUUAUUUACUGUUAUAGGUAACAAUCUUCCAUCAUCCGGUUAGUUCUACAAAAAUAGAAGUUUAUUUCUGUGGAUAUGAGGGCAAAUUUUGCAAAGCAGCCAAAUUUUAAACAAAAUUCAAAAAAAAUUGUCAGUGUGUUUAUCUGCUUCAUUUUACCUUCAUGCUCUGAAAUUCUUUUAUAAUACACAGAUCUAGGGAAAUAAGAAAAUUUUUUCCCUUUUUCUUAUUUUCUGGAACUAAUCAAGGUUUAACUAUAACAUUAGGAGAGAGUUAUGGGAACUACUAUUGCCUUUAGACAAAGCAGUCUUUUGCAACAGUGUGUAAAAAUGAUUUUUAUUUAAUAAAGUAAUGUCUUAAACUUAAUUGCUUCAGUUAUGCUACCUUAUUGCCCAACUAGAAAUGUAGGUUUGCUUAUAAUGAAAAUACAUUGGUUUUUUUUUUUUUUUUAAUUUCUAGUUGAGGGCAUAUAGGAUGCCUAAAGCAUACAUUACAACUAAUCUCGUUUACUUUUUUAAAUAAAUCAGUAGUGGUUUACAUCUGAAUGAGCUGUAUUUAACUGGAGGAACUAUACCCUAUCCAACUGAGGUUCUUUAUUACUCAAAAUAGUUUUGGGAUUCUCCUACAAUGCAUUCCCUUGAAUGUUGUUAGUGGUGACAACUCUUUCUCUAUUAAAGGUGAAUUUAUUACUUUUCAGAGCUAAGUAGGGAUGAAUAAGGAAGGUGUUCAGACCAGGAGAUGCCAUUUUUAAUCCCAGUAAAAUAGACAAUAACUGGCUAAAGAGACCAGUUUCUUGUGUAGCUUACAUAUUAGAGAUUUUUAAAGGAAGAUCCAGAAGCAUCUUAAAAUAUGGCGGUAUAGCUAUAGUAUCUGUCUGCCUUAUGUGCUGCAAGAAGCAAAACUUUUAAAUGUUCAUUCUACAAUAGUAAUCUUGUCUCAUAAAUUAGAAAAAGAAGGGGAGCUGGGAAUGUAGCUCAGUGGUAGACUACUUCUGGCUUCAAUCCACAGUACUAAACAAUAAAAUAAGAGAUGCCUCUGCCCCAACUCCCUCCAUUCCUGCCCCUGGCCCUGCCCCAGGCCAUUAGGGGCAGACCCCUAGCAGCUAUAGUUUGAGCAAGUUCUUGAAGGUGGUUCUGACACAGAGAUAUACUUGCCCUCACAACUGCCUUAAAGCAGAUAUCUGAAUCAUCUGGAGAGAUGACCAAUGCUGAGGACUGACGCUGAUGCAGGUCCUGGUUGUGGCCUGAGAGUCUGCAUUUCUGAUGAGCUUCCAGGUACCACCUGUGUUGCUGUUAAAGAAAAUAGGCGUUGCUCCACAGUAUUGCAAGCGGUGUGCUGUUUCAGCCUAAUGUUUAUAUACUAUGUGCUUCUAUAUAUAUGAAAAAGAUCAACUGAAACUCUUACAUGGAGUAGCUGUCAUUAGUUUUGUUAUAUUUAGUUAUCAGAGUUUUUAUAAGAAAAAUUAAUAUAGAACUCUUUAAAUAUUUUUUUUUCCUGAGAAUACAUAAAACUAGAAUACUGUGUGGUUUAAAUUCUGGAUUUGUAGCAUACUUAAGUGAAACCUAACAACCAAAUUUCACUUAUAAAAGAUUAGCUAACAAAUGGAUAUUUGUGAGGUUUUUUAAUUUGAUUAUUGAUUCCCUAGUGAUAGAACUUACCUUAUACUUUGUCUUCUCUAAAUUAUCAGCCUCUGGAGAAAUAGUAUUUUCAUUUUCUUCGAAAGAGUGAUGAAUGAAUAAAGACUGAAAUACAAUGUUAUAAGUAUGGAGCAUUAACCAUUGUUCCCAGAUAACAGAAGACCCAAAGAGAAUGGGGCUAAGGAUUAGGGUGGCAUACAAGUGCUCCUGUGGCUCCCCCACCUCCCAGUAUUGAAGAUUAAAUUCAGGGCCUUGCACAUAUUAGGCAAGCUCUCUACCACUGAGCUACAUUCACAGCCCUUUUUAAUGUAUUUUGAGACAGGGUCUUGCUAAGUUAAGUUGCCCAAGCUGGCCUAGACUUGUGCAGUCCUGCCUCUGCCUCCCAAGAUAGCUGAAAUUAUAGACAUGCGCCACUGUAAGAUUUUUUCCUCUGGCUCAUUUAAGGAUAACUUUUUUUCACAAAUAUCUUCAGUGUUCUGUUGGACUCACCAAAAUAAAAUCAGCUUUAUUGGGCAUAUGUAAUAUUGAGAACAAUAAUACAAGUCUCAAAACUCCACUGGGAUCCAUUUAAAGGAAGUCCUAAAGAAUGAAAUAACCCCAAUACCAUAUUUUCAUCCAAGAUGACCACGUGGGUACAGCUGCAGGCAUAUUGCUUACUAUAGAACAUUGCAUAGAUUCAUGGACUCUGAUUCUCUGUGAUUUGCACUUUAGCAUGUAAGUGUUAAACUGCAGAUGAAAUAAAGUAAGAUUUAAUAUUUAAAAUAUUCAAGAUAAUUUAGCUAUAGAAAACUUUCUCUUCACCUGAAAUUGAGAGAGAUUUUAAUGUAAGCAGAGAGGGGAAAUAAAACCUAAACCUUUAUUUUCAAAUUUUAGUACAUUCAGGUAGGUUCAAGUAAGACAUGACUCUUAACUGUUAAUUCACUGAUUCUUACUGAGAGUUUAAGUAGUGCUAGAUUUUGAGACAUUAUUUUUCUUUCUUAAAUAAGGAAAACUGCCACCCAAAGAGAAAAGUAAAAAUGGAAACAUUUUCAUAGUUUUAUUGCACAAAAUAUACACAUUGAGUCAAAUAUCUUGAAUGUAUGGUAUCUGGGUAAACAUUUUCACAUGGCUGUUAAGUCUUGGCUUUCUUUUUGUUUUUUGUUUUCCAAGUAAAGUUUUAUUUCUACAUUCAGUGUACUGUAAAUUUUAAGACUAAGAAAGAAAAACAGACAUGGUGGCACACAACUGUACUCCCAGCAAUUUGGAAAGCUUUGGAAGGAUGGUGACUUUGAGGCCAGCCUCAGCAACUUAAUGAGACUCUCCGCAAUUUAGCAAGACCCUGUCUCAAAAGAGCUGAGGAUGUAGCUCAGUUAAGUGCCCCUGGAUUCAAUCCCCAGUAUCAAAUAAUAAAUAAAGAAAAUGUAUGGUUAUAUAUUCCUCGGUUUUCAGAUUUCCUUUUAUGUUCCAGAAAAAAUUAUUUUCCCUUUCCUAACUUUAAGUCUAUGUUCUUGGAAAUCAUUGAUUCCUAUAUAGUUGAUGAAUUAUUACCAACACAUUUGGCAUACAGUUAGCAAGUUAUAACAAACUAGAUUGUAUGGGUGGUGCCUACACUGUUCAGGAGUUAAGUGUUCCAAGCAUCUUGUAUAUUUAAUCCACAAUAAACCUGUUUCUGUCCCUGUUUCAUAGACAAGGAGAGGGGCACAGAGAGGUUGAAUGACUUACAGAAUAUCUCAUGAUGAGUGGCAAAGCUGGGACUCUUAGUUCAUACCCAUCUUAGGAAAGAAAGCCCUCUAUAGGUGAUUUUAUCUGAAUCUUCAAGAAUUGUUUCAGUUUAGCUGGGUGUGACAGCUCACUCCUGUAAUCCCAGUAGCUUGGGAGGUUGAAGCAGGAGGAUUGGGAAUUCAAGACCAGUUCAGCAACUUAGUGAGACCCUAUCUUAAAAAAUAAAAAGGGUUGGGGAUGUGGCUCAGUGGUCAAGCACUCCUAGGUUCAAUCCCUGGUACCAAAAGGGGAAGAAAAAAGAAGUUUUCAAGGAAAAAAUUCUUAAGUCCUCCUUAGUGCAUUUUACCACUUCACUUGAUUUUUCUUUGUUCCCAUUUAUAAUUUAAAUACAAUGUAAACCUCUUACUUGUUAAUCUUUAAAUUUUAAGUAUUGGAUGUAUAAGGAUUUGGUUUUGAAUGUGAUAAAUAUCACUAAAGAUUUUAAUAGUUGACUAAUAUCUUUUAUUUUAGUAGUAGUCAUAGAAUUGCCAACCACUAUAACUUCUGUGCAAAUCAAUUUGAAAUGCACUUAUAUAUUGUACUAUUCAGUUUGUUAAUCUACACAUCAAUGUACAUCUGCAUUGUAAGAUGUAUUCUAAAUGGUAUCUGUUAUGCUAUUUGCAUAUAUAACUUCUGUUUAAAAGGUAAGAACAGUUAGAAAGUAGUAAUAGUAAAAUUGUGUGUGGAAUAAGGAACUUCUAGAGAACUAUUUUAGGUAAAUAUUUGACAAAAUUUCUGCCCAAUGUUUAUUGUAUUUCAAGGAGCUUUAAAAUCAACUGAAAUUAAAAACAUAUUUUUGCAAUUGAUAGUAUUUUCCCUUUGAUAACAUCACAAGCAUUAAUCAUUGACUUCAAGGAAGCCACACUUUGCAACUCAUUGUUUGGUCUUUCUCACUUUUGUGUUUAAGAUAAAAUGAUAGAACAACUAGUCUUGUGGUAAUUGUGGGAAUAGUAGUUUAAGAGGAAUGUCUCUCAUAUAAACAAACCAGAUUUUCUUACAGAUGGUUCCAAGAAUCAGUCUAAAAACAUCAUAGUCAUGUGAAUUAUUUUUCUCUUUUUGUGAUAUAUUACUUGUAAUGAGAUGUAUGCUCUUAUAUUUUCUUAGUAAAAUUUUCCUAUGCAUAAAA
Molecule: messenger RNA, 6705 nt
Organism: Ictidomys tridecemlineatus (thirteen-lined ground squirrel)
Lineage: Eukaryota; Metazoa; Chordata; Mammalia; Rodentia; Sciuridae
Gene: Me2
Product: malic enzyme 2
Biological process (GO): malate metabolic process; pyruvate metabolic process
Cellular component (GO): mitochondrion
Molecular function (GO): malate dehydrogenase (decarboxylating) (NADP+) activity; NAD binding
Source: RefSeq, a predicted model, not a curated record